Molecule: messenger RNA, 1294 nt
Organism: Lemur catta (Ring-tailed lemur)
Lineage: Eukaryota; Metazoa; Chordata; Mammalia; Primates; Lemuridae
Gene: HACD1
Product: 3-hydroxyacyl-CoA dehydratase 1
Exons: 7
Coding region: 33-899 (288 amino acids)
Biological process (GO): sphingolipid biosynthetic process; fatty acid elongation; very long-chain fatty acid biosynthetic process
Cellular component (GO): endoplasmic reticulum membrane
Molecular function (GO): 3-hydroxyacyl-CoA dehydratase activity
Source: RefSeq, a predicted model, not a curated record
GCUGGUGGCGCUGAGCCCCCUGCGCGUGGCACAUGGGGCGCCUGACGGAGGCAGCGGCGGCGGGUGGCGGCGCUGGGGCUGCGCGCUCGGCCGGGUCCCCUCCCGAUCUCCUGCCCCUGUCGUCCACGUCCCCUGGCUGCGCGGCCACCAUGGCGUCCAGCGAGGAGGACGGUGCCAACGGCGGCGCCUCGGAGGCCAGCGACGAGAGGGAGGCCCCCCGCAAGAGGAGGCGCCUCGGCUUCUUGGCCACCGCCUGGCUCACCUUCUACAACAUCGCCAUGACCGCGGGGUGGUUGGUACUAGCUAUUGCCAUGGUACGUUUUUAUAUGGAGAAAGGAACACACAGAGGUUUAUAUAAAAGUAUUCAGAAGACACUGAAAUUUUUCCAGACAUUUGCCUUGCUUGAGAUAGUCCACUGUUUAAUUGGAAUUGUACCAACUUCUGUGCUUGUGACCGGGGUCCAAGUGAGUUCAAGAAUCUUCAUGGUGUGGCUCAUUACUCACAGUAUAAAACCAAUCCAGAAUGAGGAGAGUGUGGUGCUUUUUCUGGUGGCGUGGACUGUGACAGAGAUCACUCGCUAUUCCUUCUACACAUUCAGUCUCCUUGACCACUUGCCGUACUUCAUUAAAUGGGCCAGAUACAAUUUUUUUAUCCUCUUAUAUCCUGUCGGAGUUGCUGGUGAACUUCUUACAAUAUAUGCUGCCUUGCCGUAUGUGAAGAAAACGGGAAUGUUUUCAAUAAGACUUCCUAACAAAUACAACGUCUCUUUUGACUACUAUUAUUUUCUUCUUAUAACCAUGGCCUCAUAUAUACCGUUGUUUCCGCAACUCUAUUUUCAUAUGUUACGUCAAAGAAGAAAGGUGCUUCAUGGCGAGGUGAUUGUAGAAAAGGAUGAUUAAAUAUGUCUGCAAACAAGGUGCUUUUUCCAGAAUUACCAGGAUUACUUGAGUCCAAGUUUGAAUGACAAGAAUAAACAACUUCAUGAAAUGUAUCAUGGAUUUUAUGGUUUCUUAAAAUAUAACUGAGACAUGUGGUACUUGGGACUGUUUGUCUUCAUAUUAUGUCAGAUCUGUUUUUUUACGAGAACUAUGCAAAUAUUAUCAACUCCUGGGUAGGUGUUGAUCAUUAAGGAAAUAAUUGGGUGUAUUACCUGAGGGAAAAAAGACUUUUUGUUGCUUUUAUUAAAUACAUAGCUUUCUAAAUCAAUGUUUAGGAAUUAGUUUAAUGAUUUAACAUUAUCAUACCUGCCAGUGAUAUUUAUGUGAUAUUUAUAAAUGAAACUAAAUGCAAAAUU